This is a messenger RNA of Orycteropus afer afer, 2997 nucleotides long. The record is from RefSeq and is a predicted model, not a curated record. Lineage: Eukaryota; Metazoa; Chordata; Mammalia; Tubulidentata; Orycteropodidae.
AUGGCAGAGCCGUCAGCGGCCACUCAGUCUCCGUCCGUUUCCUCGUCUUCUUCUGGGGCCGAACCCUCCGCGCCCGGCAGCGGCGGGAGCCCGGGAGCCUGCCCCGCCCUGGGGCCGAAGAGCUGCGGCUCCUCCUGUGCCGAGACAUUUAGCUCUCUUUGCUCUGAUGUGGCACCUUCAGAAAUUAUGACUUCCUCCUUUAUUGCAGCUUCUGAAAUCUGUAACACUGCCUUUACAGCACUACAUGGAGGAAAAAACCAAAUGUUAGGCAGCCAACCUGUUGUAGCCCAAGAAGGAAAAGACUGUACAACUCUUCAAGAUGCAACAAAGAUGGAGAAGCCUCAGGACCCAGGGAAGGCUGUGGCCACCUCUCCAGUGUCUGUGGAAGCAGGAGCUCCUUGGAACCGCCCUUCCAUUCCAACCAGUUUCCCAGAGCACCCGGCUCCUCUCUCAAAGGAGGUUGAUCCAAUGGAAAUACGUAAAGACCAAGAGUCCAGGAACCCUACCGAGGUCCCAGGUAGGGAUGCUAAAGCUGCCGUGGAUGCUGAGGGCAGGUUCACUUUGCUAACAGCCCAGAAACCACCCACCCAGCCAGCUAAGGCAGAAGACAUUUGUACCUAUUCCAUAUCCCCAACCAAAGUUUUGGGAGGUGGUACUGUUGAAAAAGAUUCCCCCGAAUCACCGUUUGAAGUAAUCAUUGACAAAGCAGCGUUUGACAGAGAGUUUAAGGACUCGUAUGAGGCGGGCACAAAUGAUUUUGGUAGCUGGACAACACCCCCUGAUGGCGAAUCUGCUGCAGACCUUAGCGAGACUGAUGACAAAGUGUUUCCACUGAGAAGUAAGGAAGGAGGGCGCUACCCAGCCUCUGCUCUGCUCACUCGGCAGUUUUCACACACGACUGCAGCUCUGGAAGAGGUGUCUAGAUGUGUGAGUGACAUGCACAACUUCACUAAUGAAAUACUAACUUGGGAUUUAGUUCCCCAAGUGAAACAAGACUACGUGACCAAAACUGCAGGACUUGACAUGGGAGACCGUAAUUCAGAAAUCCCAGUUGUAAAUCUUAAAACUAAUGCUUGUCAGAAAAUUUCCAUAUGUUCUGUUAAUGGGAACAGUCCCAUCACUAAGUCAGCAGGUGAUUGGGCAGAAGCCCCUUUCCCACAAGACAAAGCCGAUGCGGACUCUCCUGACUCCCUGGAGGGAGGCAGCAUGACAGACACACAGGACAGGGUGCAGAAACGAGGUGACACGCUCUCAGACUUACCUGGAUCUCAGUUGCAGAAAUGUGUGUCUUUGGACUCUGGAGUGGCCACAAUGAAAAUGGCUCUGCCUGAUGACCACCUGAAAGAUGAAAUGAACUGGCAGAACUCUGUGUUGGGAGAAAUGACAGAGGCUGAUAGCUCUGGUGAAUCUGAUGACACAGUAAUAGAGGACAUCACAGCAGAUAAGUCAUUUGAAAGUAACAAAAUUGAUGCUGAAAAGCCUGUUUCCAGUCCAAGUGCUACUGUAAACACAAAUGAAAGAGAAAUCAAAGACAUUCCCAAUUGUAACAGAGAAAACAAAACACGUGAAAACCUUGAAGAGUCCACCAGUGACGCAGAGCCAGCACAAGUUCAUCCUGAUAGGCUUGGAGGGCGUCCAGCUGGUGAGGUGGCUGGUGCGCAGCUGGCUGGUGUGAACGUGGCCCUGGGAGGCGUGGCGCAGUCCGGUGGUCUGAGAGAAGCUGCUCCGGGAGAGCCGGUCGCAUCCCAGGGUAACAAGGCAGAGUGCUCGCUCAGGGUGGCAGCUCCUGUCCGUUUGGAUACGUCAUGUGGGAAAAGUGUUGUUAAAGACACAGACGACUCCUCCCCAGAAGACCUGAUAGCAGCCUUUACAGAAACCAGUGAGAAAGGUCUAGUGGUUAAAGAUGGAGGAGGUGCCUUUGAGGCAAUACCAGAGCAGACAGACCUCCGAACAGCCCUUCCGGUAGAAGUCUUACAUGAAAGUGAAGCUGGUAGUUCUGAAGUUAAAGGCAUCAGAAGCAAAUUCACUGAACAAAGCAAAGAAACCCAUGGAAGCGAGCGUCCCUUUUUCCCUAUGCAAGGUUCUCCAGCGGCAUCUCUUGACUUAGAACAGGAACAGCUGACAAUCAGAGCCCUUAAGGAAUUAGGUGAGAGACAGGUCAAGGAGUCCGCUUCUGCACAGAAUAAAGUGGAGUCUCCUUCCGUGCAAGUACCCAAGCAAACGUUCACGUUUAUUCCAGAACCUUCUCAGCCACAGAGAUCGUGUGACAUCCUAGAACAUACGAAUGACAAGACAGAACCUGAUCUUGGGAAUUCCGAACAGCCUGCCGUUGUCAGAGAAACUACUGGGGUAGAUGUGAUUUCCAGCCUUAGCAAGACUGAACUGGCAAACAAGCUUGUCCUAGCAGGACUUCUGGCAAACUUCUCAGUGCACGACCUGAUUUUCUGGCGAGAUGUGAAGAAAACAGGAUUUGUCUUUGGCACCACCUUGAUCGUGCUGCUCUCACUGGCCGCCUUCAGUGUCAUCAGCGUGGUUUCUUACCUCAUCCUGGCUCUUCUCUCUGUCACCAUCAGCUUCAGGGUCUACAGGUCUGUCAUCCAAGCCGUACAGAAAUCAGAAGAAGGACAUCCAUUCAAAGCCUACUUGGAUGUUGACAUGACCCUGUCUUCUGAAGCUUUCCACAACUACGUGAAUGCCGCUAUGGUGCACAUCAACAGGGCCCUGAAACUCAUUAUCCGUCUGUUUCUGGUGGAAGAUCUGGUUGACUCCUUGAAGCUGGCUGUCUUCAUGUGGCUGAUGACUUACGUUGGUGCAGUUUUCAAUGGGAUCACCCUUCUGAUUCUGGCUGAACUGCUCGUUUUCAGCGUUCCCAUUGUCUAUGAGAAGUACAAGACCCAGAUCGAUCACUACGUGGGCCUCGCCCGGGAGCAGACCAAGGCGGUUGUUGAAAAGAUCCAAGCAAAACUCCCUGGAAUCGCCAAAAAAAAGGCAGAAUAA